AAUGUAUGUGACUGACACUCUUUGUAUUUAUUGAUGAAAAAUUACUGUGCAUUUAAAACACAUUCGGUUUUAGUAUUACAGAAAUAUUACCUGGUUCAUGUAUGCAUAACUGACAAAUAUACAUCACAUUAAGUUUAUUUGUUUAUGUAAAACUGUGUAAUCCAAAUGGAUGAAAAUUUAUAUGCAAUUCAAAUACAUAAAUCUUUCAUUUAGGCCUAAAUAUUGUUUGAGUAUGAAUGUAUAAGUUUACAUAUUGCAGAUGAUGAGGCUGUUUUUUUUCUUUCGUUUUUUUUGCACUUCUUUCCCGUAAAUGUAAAAAAAAAAAAAAAAAAAAAAAAAAAAAAAAUUAAAAGUACAAAUAGUCUCUCGCUAAUCUACAUGUAUAAUAGGCUAAUAUACAGAAUUUAGAAAAUUAUGUUUAAAGUCAUUUGAUCUAUGACUUUAAACACACCUCAUUCACUUUUCAUGUCAAAUACCUUUUUUUUUUUUUUUCCUUAUGGGCAUUAUGGGAAGAAUACAGUCAUCACUGACCUCAAGAGCACAAUUGCAGAAAAAAAAAUGUGGCAAGUGUUUGUUCAUCGCGUAAUUUAAUGUAUGACUGAAUGCUUGACGUGCGUGAACAGGUAGUCGCGUUGGAGUCUUGACCAAUUUGUGCCAUAGCGCACCGCGCCGUGUGCGUCAGCGCUGCACAUUUGCAGGAGUCAAACGCCCUAAACAUAACAAAUUAAAUAGUCAGGUACUAAAGUAGGAUGAAAUUAACAAUGGCUGAUAACCUUAAUUGCAGCAGCGGUAACUGCUCCAGUGCGCACGAGGCGUUCGGUUUAUCCGAUGGACACUUUGCGCUCGUGAAGGCUGCAGUUCUGGGGUCCAUUUUCGUGCUGGCAACAUUUAGCAAUUUAUUCCUCCUCCAUGCCCUCUGGAAAAGACGGAAAAGACACACUCGAACUCAGCUGUUUCUUCUCCACCUGUGCCUGGCUGACCUGGUUGUCGCUUUCUUCCAAGUCCUGCCUCAGUUAUCCAUGGAGAUUACGCACCGGUUCAAAGGCUCCGAUCUGGUGUGCAGAUCAGUUAAGUAUCUUCAAGUGGUCGGGAUGUUUGCGUCCACGUAUAUGAUCGUGGCCAUGACCAUAGACCGCUAUCACGCGGUCUGCAAACCCAUGGUGUCGUUCCUCAGGGGGUCUUUCCGCAGGUAUGUUGCCAUAAGCGCCGCCUGGCUCAUCUCACUGGCGUUCAGCGCUCCGCAGAUGUUCAUCUUCUCUCUCCAAGAAGUUGAGAAGAACGUUUUCGACUGCUGGGCGACAUUUAUUGAGCCCUGGGGAGGCAAAAUAUACAUAACGUGGAUCACUUUAUCAGUGUUUGUUCUGCCAGCCUUAAUCUUGAUGUAUUGUCAGAUAAAGAUAUGCGCAGGGAUCUAUUUCAACAUGAAGAGGAAAGCCUUGCAGGGCAGCACAGGUGAUGGGCGCUCUAGCACUAAAGGGAUAUCAAACGCAAUGCUGAAGACUGUCAAAAUGACUUUUAUUAUCAUCCUGGUGUACACCCUCUGCUGGAGCCCAUUCUUCGUGGUCCAGCUCUGGUCAGCUUGGAGUCCAAGCAGUGCACCCACGCAAGGGCCAGUGUUUGUCACUAUCAUGCUCCUCGCCAGUCUUAACAGCUGCACAAACCCAUGGAUCUACCUGUACUACAGCUAGAACCUCACAGGCAACAACUUCUUGCUGCUGAAGAGUGCAUGAAUAUGGUCAUGGCAUAAUUCGGCAUGGUCAUUCGUUUCAAUUUAAAUAUAUAUAUACUUGUACUGCUAUAGAGAAUGAAGGAGAUCUGUUCUCUUUUUAUUGUUGCAUGUACUAAGCUGUAAAAUAUAAGUAAUAUAUUCAUAGAAUGAGGUUUAUGACAGAUGAUAUGAGUAAUGGCACCUCGUCUUUGUGCUGUAAUAAUAUGCCCUGUGAUUUACAGGUAAUGUACCAUUCUGCACUAAGUGACUAACAUCAUCAAGAGACAAUGACUCAUAUAUAAAGAUAAUUAAGGUAUAACUAGUGUAUAAUUAUUUCCCAGUAUGUAUUGAAAGAUAUUUAGCACAUGCCUUCAUUUGUGUGAUUAUGCGGACAAAUGAGCUGCAUAUAUGAUUGUCAUAUCUUUGAUUGUAUAGAGCUGGUCACGUUUUUCACAUCUUUUGUUUCAUUUUUGAAACACUAUGUAUGAUCUUAAAUGACUCAUGUAAAUUAGAUUGGCCUUUGGUCAAUACAAUUCAUUUACAGUCAUUAAAGUAAUGUUAUUUUCCUUUCCUCAUUUAAACAAAAAUGCAAAUGAGCUUGUGUAUAAAAAAUUCUAUAGGAUUACAAUUAUGUGUGACGGUUUCCAUAGUCACUGUGUGAUGAUCUCAUAUUUUCACGCACACAAAUUUCUUUGUAUCGCAAAGCCUGUUUUCUGUGAAAGUCACUUCACACAUUUUAAGAUCCGUCUGAAUCCUUAAAUAAAGCAAAAUGAAGUGGGAAUGUUCCUUCACCGAGAAACCCAGAUUCAUACAAACAGUCAAAGAUUUUAGGGAUCAGUUUCAUAAUCAUAUUUCCCUCCAGGAAUUUAUUGCUUCUAUUCCCCUCUGUUCACAUUAAUAAUAGAGCAAUAUGAAAUAUUUAAUACACCUAAUUUAGUUCCUCACAUAUUUGGAGUUUAAAAGCAGACCAUCUUUUGGAUAAGGAAUCUGUUAUUAGUUUAAAUAUUCUAAAAAUAUUUAUUUGUAGAUAUUUUAAUUUAUUUUAAUCAGAGUCAGGCCAUAAUUGUGCACUUAGAGCAUUUAAAAAAAAAACAUUUAUGCACCAAAACUUCACCUUUCAUAUGAAAAAAAUGAGGUGAAUUAACUAAUUAAAGGGUCUUAAUGGUCAUGCACUUAAGUUAUGAUUGUAAAAGCAUGCUAAAAAGCAUUUAAGCUUUAUGGAACUGCCGAAUGACAACAAAAUCGGUUAGCCUUUUCACUGCACAAACACUCUUUGGAUUUAAAGGCAAAAUGAAAGCCUAAGGCACCUGUAUCCAAGGUAGCUCUUGGUUAAUGGGAUUAGAGCAUACUUAGAGGCUGAUAAAAAAAUGGUGGAGACCAUUGUAACAGAACGCUGGAAGGGGAGGCAGAAGUGGCAAUAAGACAGCACUUUAUGCCCUCAUCAAAUACAGUGCGGUGUAAAUUAUUGACAUUUAGGAAAUGCCUUCUGAAAAAUAUGAGUAAUAACAUAAUUAGAUCAGAUAGAAAAACAGCAUUAUUUUCAAAUUGAAUAGACCAGCAACAUAGUACACAAAGACCAGUGGCUAUGAUACUGUAAGGGUUAUGUUUAAUUCUGUUAGUUGAUUUGUGUUUUAGCUUGGUUUUGUUUUGUUCCUGUUUGCCUGUGUUCCCAGUGAUUGUUAGUUUCCAUAGUUACUCAUUUGUUUCAAACUUGUUCUUAAUUCCGAUGAUUACUCUGUGUGUAUUUAAGCCCUUAGUUUCCUCAGUUCAUUGUUCGGUUUCGUCUUUCGACCUAGUGAUCUCCUGAGUGUUACCUUGCUGGAUUUAUUAAAGACUGUUUU
Megalobrama amblycephala (Wuchang bream) is the source of this 3549-nucleotide messenger RNA. RefSeq names its product arginine vasopressin receptor 2, like (gene avpr2l). The record is from RefSeq and is a predicted model, not a curated record. Gene Ontology annotation, molecular function: peptide binding; vasopressin receptor activity. Bases 750 to 1688 code for a protein of 312 amino acids. Gene Ontology annotation, cellular component: membrane. Gene Ontology annotation, biological process: regulation of systemic arterial blood pressure by vasopressin; positive regulation of vasoconstriction; G protein-coupled receptor signaling pathway. NCBI's taxonomy places the organism in Eukaryota, Metazoa, Chordata, Actinopteri, Cypriniformes, Xenocyprididae. The transcript is spliced from 2 exons.